AUGCAGAUGGUUGGCGAGGGCGAGGUCACGGUGGUGCUUCUCCUCCUCGCGGCGGCGGCGCUGCCGGCACUCUUGUACGUGCGGCGUCGGCAGGAGCAGCAGUUUGAGGCCAAGCUGCAGUCGAUGAGAAGCAAGCAAGCCGAGGCGAAGCUGCAGGCGGUGGAGGAGAAGGUCGCCGCGGCGGACCGGUCCAGCGACCCGGUGCUGGUGGAGAUCAUGCAGGUCCACGCGGACGUGGACGGGGCCUUCUACACGAUCAAGCUGCCCAGCGGCGGCGAGAAGCAGACGACGCGCGGAAAGCUCGAUUCGCUCGAGGAGCGCGCUGAGGCCGCGGCGGCGGCGCUGCUCGCCGAGGAGGCGAAGGAGAGCAAGAAGGGCGGGCGCGGCAAGGGCGGGUCGGGCCGCGAGAAGCCGAAGCCCGCCCGCAAGCAGAACAGCGGGCGCGAAAAGCGCAAGUGA
Emiliania huxleyi CCMP1516 is the source of this 459-nucleotide messenger RNA. RefSeq lists its product as hypothetical. The transcript has 2 exons. The record is from RefSeq and is a predicted model, not a curated record. Lineage: Eukaryota; Haptophyta; Isochrysidales; Noelaerhabdaceae. Bases 1 to 459 code for a protein of 152 amino acids.